AACUUGUUAAUUAAAAGUUAAUACAACUUGUUAGAUUAUGGAGGCUAAUAUAAGAGUUAAUUAAGAAGACUUAACACUUUUUAGCAAGAUUCUUUUCAUUUUAAAUUUCAACUAGUUUAACAACUAUGCUUUCUCAAUUUAAUCUCAUUUUCUUUUCACCUAAUUAUCUUAUCUCUAUGCUGAUGAAUAUUCACCUACACUUGUCAAAUCUAUAUUCUCCAUGUUUUCUUAGCAUUGCAUUUUCACCUACUUGGUCGCAGCGCAUAGCAAGUUUGAAACUUUGAAGUUUCUUCACCUUUUGAUAUUUGAACAUUAAUAUUAGCAAGAAUAAACAAUAUAGUAUUAUAUGUAAUCUUAAAGACAUGGGCAAGAUUAUAGGAUUCAAAGUUUCAUUCUUUAUGUCGCUGUUGUUGUUUUUCCUCUGUUUCCUCUGUUUUUAUCCUCUGUUUUUGCAUGCAGCAAACUCUAUAACACAGAAUGAAUCUAUCAAAGAUGGUUCCACUUUGGUGUCAGAUGGUCUCAAAUUCGAAAUGGGUUUCUUCAGUUUGAAUGAUUCUUCUUCAAGAUACGUUGGAAUUUGGUAUCACAACGUUACUUCAGCAUAUGUUUGGGUUGCAAACAGAGAAAAACCUAUCAAAAACAGAGAAGGGUCUAUCACAAUAAAAAAUGAUGGAAACUUGGUUGUUAUUGAUGGAGAAAACAAUGAGAUUUGGUCAAGUAAUGUAUCAAAAACUCCGAUAAAUAACUCACAAGUUGUUCUUCAUGAUAAUGGAAAUCUUAUUCUUUCAGAUAGAGUAGUUGGAAAAGAUAUUUGGCAAAGUUUUGAAGACCCAACUGAUACAUAUCUUCCUGGUAUGAAAGUUCCGGCGAGCGGUGGAAAUGGAAUGGGAAAGGAUGCUACUUUUUGUUCAUGGAAAUCAGAGAAUGAUCCUUCAUUUGGAAACUAUUCAAUGAGUGUUGAUUCAGAAGCUUCACCACAGAUAGUGAUUAUGGAAGGAGAAAAAAGAAGAUGGAGAAGUGGUUAUUGGGAUGGUAGAGUUUUCUCAGGUGUACCAAAUAUGACAGGAAGUUAUCUUUUCGGUUUUCGGCUUAACACAGAUGAUAAAGGUGAAAGGUAUUUUGUUUAUGAAGCAUUGAAUACUACUGAUAAGAUAAGGUUUUUGAUUAGUUAUGAUGGAUUUGAGAAACAAUUUAGGUGGAAUGAAAAUGAGAAAAAAUGGAAUGUGUUACAAAGUGAGCCUUUUAAGAAGUGUGAGUUUUAUAAUUCAUGUGGUAGUUUUGCAGUAUGUGAUGAUUCUGAUUCAAGUUUAUGUAAGUGCAUAAAAGGGUUUGAACCAAGAGAUAUGAAUGGUUGGAAAAAUGGGAAUUGGUCAAAAGGGUGUAAGAGGAUGACACCAUUGAAGAGUGAGAGAAGUAGUAAUAGUUCUGGUGGAGAAGAUGGUUUUUUGGUGCAAAGGGAUUUGAAGUUACCUGAUUUUGCACAUUUGGUGAAUGCUGUUGAUUGUGAAGGAAAUUGUUUGAAGAAUAGUUCUUGUACUGCUUAUGCAAAUACUAUUGGAAUUGGAUGCAUGGUUUGGUUUGGGGAGUUAGUUGAUUUUCAAAGGUUAGAAAAUUAUGGAAAUACACUCAACAUUCGUCUUGCUGAUUCCGAUUUAGGUGAUGGGGGAAAAAAGACCAAAAUUGGAAUAAUACUUGGUGUUGUGGGGGGGCUUAUCUGCCUUGGAAUCUUUGUAUGGCUACUAUGGAGGUUUAAGAGAAAACUCAAAGUUUCCUCAACUUCUACUUCCAACAUUAAUGGUGAACCAUCAAAGAGUCCAAACUUAUUACUAUCAGCAGAAUUAUCAGGACCGGUUGGUCUUAGUCCGCAAGGGAGUCCACUCAAUAAUGCAGAAUUCUUCAAUUUUAGUAUCAUUGUAAUAGCAACAAACAAUUUUUCAGAAGAAAAUAAGCUCGGACAAGGUGGAUUUGGUCCUGUUUACAAGGGAAAGCUUCCCGGGGGAGUAGAAAUCGCGGUCAAGAGGCUUUCUAGACAGUCGAACCAAGGAUCAGAUGAGUUCAAGAAUGAAAUGAUGCUUAUAGCCAAAUUACAGCAUAGAAAUCUUGUUAGACUAUUGGGAUGUUCAGUUGAAGGCGAAGAAAAGUUACUGGUGUAUGAGUACAUGCCAAACAAAAGUUUGGACCGCUUUCUAUUUGAUCCAGUCAAGCAAACAAUACUAGAUUGUACAAAACGUUUUGAAAUCAUCGAGGGAAUUGCAAGAGGACUACUUUAUCUGCACCGUGAUUCACGGCUUAGAAUAAUCCAUCGUGAUCUAAAAGCAAGCAACAUUUUGUUGGAUGAAAAUAUGAAUCCAAAAAUUUCAGACUUUGGCUUGGCAAGGAUAUUCGGGGGAAACCAAAAUGAAGAGAAUACAGCGAGAGUUGUUGGUACAUAUGGAUAUAUGUCUCCAGAAUAUGCAAUGGAAGGUCUAUUUUCGGUCAAAUCUGAUGUCUAUAGUUUUGGCGUACUACUACUAGAGAUUUUGAGUGGUCGCAAAAACACCAGCUUUCGUGAUUCUUAUGAUCCAAGUCUCAUAGGAUAUGCAUGGCGUCUAUGGAACGAAGAGAGAAUAAUGGAGCUUCUUGAUCCUUCGAUCCGUGAUUCAAGUCCAAAGAGUAAAGCUUUGAGAUGCAUACACAUAGGGAUGUUAUGUGUGCAAGAUUCAGCAUCUAAUAGACCAAACAUGUCAUCAGUGGUGUUGAUGCUGGAAAGUGAGGCAACAACUCUUCCUUUACCUGUCAAACCUUUGCUUACUUCCAUGAGAAGAUACGAUUAUACGGAUGAAUUUAAUACCGAACCCUUUGAUUCCACAGUUGAUCUCACAGUGACAGGGAGAUAAUAGUAAACUAUCCCCUUUUUUUUUUGACAAAAAGUAAACUAUCCCCUUUAAAUAUGGUUUCACUGUAUAUGUAUUAUAGAUUAUAGAUGUCUGAGAAAUUUAACAGUGCCUUGUUUCCUACAGAAAAAUAGAAAAACUAGUAAAAUAGCAUAGCUUAAUGAAUGUACAUGUCUCAUUUGAUUUUGUUUUUAGAUAGUUAUUAUAAUGUAUUUUUUUGGACAGAAUUUACUAUAA
This is a messenger RNA of Trifolium pratense (red clover), 3110 nucleotides long. Its product is annotated as G-type lectin S-receptor-like serine/threonine-protein kinase B120. Gene Ontology annotation, molecular function: ATP binding; protein serine/threonine kinase activity. The transcript is spliced from 7 exons. The coding region runs from base 363 to 2876 and encodes 837 amino acids. Gene Ontology annotation, biological process: protein phosphorylation; recognition of pollen. The record is from RefSeq and is a predicted model, not a curated record. NCBI's taxonomy places the organism in Eukaryota, Viridiplantae, Streptophyta, Magnoliopsida, Fabales, Fabaceae.